UUAAAAAUGGUCAAAACAAAGAAGUUAUUAUCAGAGAUUUCUCAGCAAAAGCGUAAUCAGCAGAAUAAGAAAAGCCUGAAUCCAUUUGAAGUGCACAUAAAUAAAGAUAAACAAAAUGUUUUGGGAAAAAGAAGUAAAACAGAUAGAGGACUUCCAGGAAUUUCACGUGCAAAAGCAAUUAAUAAACGUAAAGGAACGCUUCUUCAGGAGUAUAAAUUAAAGAACAAAGAUAAUCUAUUUUUGGAUAAGCGUAUAGGUGAGAAAAAUGUAGCCAUGAACGAAGAAGAGAAGGCAAUAGCUAGAUUUGCAGCAGAACGCGUGAAAGCUCAUAAGAAAAAAAGUAUUUACAAUUUAAAUGACGAGGAAGUAUUAACGCAUAGAGGACAAACCUUAGAAGAAAUUGAAAAAUUUGAUGAUCCAAAAAGCGAUGAUGAGUUCAGUGAAGAUGAAAAUACAACUGGAAAAUUACACGAUAAAUUUGUUGGAGAGGCUCAUUUCGGUGGUGGAAUUUUAUCAAAAUCAGACUCCCAAAAAUCUAGAAAAGAUAUCAUAGAUGAACUUAUAGCUGAAUCAAAGAAACGAAAAGCUGAGAAGCAGAAGAUACGCGAACAAACUAUAGACCUAACAGAAAAACUUGAUUCUGAAUGGAGAGAUCUUCUUCCAAUUAUAUCAACUGCUAAUAAGAAUAUUGAAGAGACAGUUGAAAAAACAAAAGCUGAUGAUUAUGACAUUGCUGUACGCGAAUUGAAAUAUGAAGCCAAAGGUAUGCCAUCAGAUAAAUUGAAAUCUGAAGAUGAAAUAAUAAAAGAGGAGAAGGAGAAGCUAGAGGCUCUUGAAUCAGACCGUUUAGCAAGAAUGAAAGGAUUUGUAAGUGAUUCAAAUAGUGAAAUCAAACACAAAUCUGCGGAUGAUCUUGAUGAUGGUUUUGAAUUAGAAACUGUAGAAGAUGAAACAGUAAAUGAUGAAGUUAAUUCAAACAAAAAUUCAGAAAAGAAUUCAAAUAACGAAGAAGCUAGUGAUAUGAGUGAUACUGAAGAUAACGAUAAUGAUGAUGACAAAGAUAAUAACAGUGAUGCUGAUGAUUCAGUUUCUAAUAAUGAUAAAGAAGAAAUUGUAAAUGAAGAGUCAGAUGCUGUUGAAAUGAAUGGCAUUGUUAAAAAAGAAACAGAUACUGAGAAUUCUGUUGAAAGUGAAUUGGAUGAAAAUUCAAAUGUAGAAAAAUUUGAAAGUUCUGAAGGAGACAAUCUAUCAGACUUAAAAGAGUCAGAAUCUGCUAGCGAAGAUGAAACUGAUACUGAAAUUACCUCAAAAGAGAAAUUAACUCUGAAGUCAGAAAAUGAUACAAAAGUUUUCAAACUGAAUGACCAAACCAGAGAACAAGAGAUUAGAGAUGACCUUUUAAAAAGAAAAGAAAUCAUGGAAAAUGCAAGAAAAGAAUUACCUUAUACCUACAAAAUACCAGAAAGUUUUGAAGAAUUGCAAGAAUUAUUACAUAAUCGUAAUCCUGACUAUCAGUCACUUAUUGUAGAUCGUAUUAUUAAAUGCAACCACUGGUCUCUAGAUAAUAAAAAUAAAGAAAAAUUAUCAAACUUAUUUUUAUUACUAUUACAACACUUAAAUGACUGUGCUGUUGAGGAUGAUGUUGAAAGUGUUAUCAAAUGUUUUCAAAUUAUUGAUAGACUAUCGCCUUUCUUAUACGAUCUUGCACAUGUAGAUCCACAAAAUACUAAAAAUGUUAUGCAGGCAAUAAUUAAAGAAAAGCACGAAGAAUUUGAGAAAAACAAAAAGAGAUAUCCUAGUUUAGACACGCUUAUUUUCUUCAAAUUAGUUUCUUUAAUAUUUCCAACGUCUGACUUUAGACAUCCUGUUACCACUCCUUGUUUAAUAUUUAUGUCUCAAAUAUUAUUCAGAUGUCGUAUUAAAAACAAAGUGGAUGUUUCAAAAGGUCUUUUUAUAUGCACACUUAUUUUGGAGUAUACGGUACUAAGCAAAAGAUUUGCUCCAUCCGUAAUCAAUUUCUUACGUGGAGUAAUAUACGUAUCUACGCCUAAACACCUGAUUCAAGGAAUAAAAAUGAUACCACCGUUUAAAACAGCAGGAGAGUUGAGUAACUUAUUAAUCCUUUACGAGGACAAAACUGAUUUAGAUAUCGAGCCAAAUACCACAUCUAUGAAAGCAAGUGAUUUAACAGACGGAGAGAUGGAUGAUGAAUUUAAGAUAAGAGCUCUUCUAACGGCUGUGAAUUUAUUAAAUGAAUUUAAAAACCAUCUGGAACAACUUGACGCAGUGUAUUCUAUAUUCGAGCCGGUUGUUAAAUUACUCAAGCCGAAUAGCUAUGAUAAGUAUCCGCAAAGUGUGAGGAAGUCUGUUAAACAAUUGCGAAAAGACUUGAAAGCAUUGAAGAAUAAGAAACUAGAAUAUAUUGUGCUUGAAAAGAAGAAGCCAAAACCAUUGAGAUUGUACGAGCCUCGAAUUGAAGCAGUGUAUGACGGUAAGAAACACAGGACCACGUCUAAGGUGAAAGCAGAACGGGAAAAAUUAUUACAUAAAUACAAGAAGGAAAUGAAAGGUGCUAUGCGUGAAAUACGAAGGGACAGGGCUUUCCUGGCGAAACUACAAAUAAAGGAACAAAUUAAAAACGACGAAGAACGAAAACGCAAAGUUAGAGAAAUCUUUGGUGACGCUGCUAUGCAGCAGAAUGAAUUGAAGAAGUUGAAAAGGAAGAAGUAACAAUUGUAGAAUAAGUAUAUCUCCUACACACACUAUCUUAAAUAUUAACAUCUCGUAGAGGAAAUACUAAUAAUUUGGAGUAAAAUAACGCGAAAUCUCAACGACAUUAAGGUAAUCAUAAUCGCUAUAUUAGCGUUUUAUGAGAUUCUUAUAAUUUUCAAAUUUAAUCAAAUGUUUUAGAACUUCAACAUUUCCAGACAAUGAUACAAGCUUCCUUACAUUUUUCAUUCAUCUUUAAUAUAAUGCAGCUUAUAUUUUUAAUAUAAUUGUAUUAUACAGACUACAAUUAUUUUUAGGUAAUAAAAUGUACAUAAACAAUUCGAAUAUAAUAAAUGAUUUGUACAAGU
This is a messenger RNA of Osmia bicornis bicornis, 3077 nucleotides long. RefSeq names its product nucleolar protein 14 homolog. The transcript is spliced from 5 exons. Gene Ontology annotation, cellular component: small-subunit processome; Noc4p-Nop14p complex; nucleolus. Gene Ontology annotation, biological process: maturation of SSU-rRNA. Bases 7 to 2730 code for a protein of 907 amino acids. The record is from RefSeq and is a predicted model, not a curated record. Lineage: Eukaryota; Metazoa; Arthropoda; Insecta; Hymenoptera; Megachilidae.